Vigna angularis (adzuki bean) is the source of this 1019-nucleotide messenger RNA. RefSeq names its product oligoribonuclease. Gene Ontology annotation, molecular function: 3'-5'-RNA exonuclease activity; nucleic acid binding. The record is from RefSeq and is a predicted model, not a curated record. Lineage: Eukaryota; Viridiplantae; Streptophyta; Magnoliopsida; Fabales; Fabaceae. The coding region runs from base 86 to 811 and encodes 241 amino acids. The transcript has 8 exons. Gene Ontology annotation, cellular component: mitochondrion.
ACUUUGUUCUGUCUUCAUUUAUUUUUAACAGCGCCAAAGUUGAAGAGUUUGAAGUACAGAAAAGAAAGAAGGAAAGAAAAAAAAAAUGGAAAAACUCGCAAAUUCGUUUUCAGUGUUAGAACUCGACGCCGGCGAUAGUCACGUUCCCACCACCGCAGAUAACAGUGGCAAGGGAGUUAAUCCUGACAUUGGCGUUAUACCAGUAAAGAACAAGAAACAAGAUCAAGAAAAUGAAGUGUUUCCUUCAUGUGAAUACAAGUUACCUCUGGUGUGGAUUGACUUGGAAAUGACUGGUUUAAAUAUUGAAGUGGACAGAAUACUGGAGAUUGCUUGUAUAAUUACAGAUGGAUUUUUAACCAAAACAGUGGAGGGUCCCGAUUUGGUCAUUCAUCAAACUAAGGAGUGCCUUGACAGGAUGGGAGAAUGGUGUCAGAAUCAUCAUGCAUCUAGUGGAUUAACAAAAAAGGUGCAACAGAGUACCAUUAGUGAAGGAGAAGCUGAAAAGCAGGUUAUUGAAUUUGUAAGGAGAUAUAUUAAAGUUGAUUCGUACACACCUCUCUUGGCAGGAAAUUCAAUAUAUGUUGAUUUUCAAUUUCUGAAGAAAUACAUGCCAAAAUUGGCGAGUCUAUUCUCUCAUGUACUUGUUGAUGUUAGUAGUGUUAAAGCUCUCUGCAUUCGCUGGUAUCCCAAAGAUCAGAAGAGAGCACCUUCAAAAGAAAACAGACACAGAGCCAUGGAUGACAUUAGAGAAAGCAUUGAGGAACUUAGAUACUACAAGGCAAAUAUUUUUAAGCCUAAGUCCAGAAAGUGAUCGAGUUGCAGAGAACCACCGUGUGAAUGGUUAUGGGCUAGUUUCCAGUUCAAGUGUAAAUGGCUCGUGAUUUUCGAUAGAUUGUAUUGCAAAAUCACAUUUAAAUCUUCAUCGGAAACCCUGAUGUUUCAACAACUCUUUCAAAAUGGAACUGUGAUUGCCUAUUACCAUGUCCAAAGAAAUGUAAAAUAAGUUUUACGUUUUUACA